Molecule: messenger RNA, 1044 nt
Organism: Manduca sexta (tobacco hornworm)
Lineage: Eukaryota; Metazoa; Arthropoda; Insecta; Lepidoptera; Sphingidae
Exons: 2
Coding region: 18-899 (293 amino acids)
Source: RefSeq, a predicted model, not a curated record
UAAAGACGAUUCGGUGGAUGAGAAACCAUAACAGGUUCAUCUUAGCCAGCGACAUGAAGACUCUGCAAGGUAUUGGAGCUGCGGUGGUCCUACUGCUGAUAGGAUCUGUUGUAGAAAUCAAAUGCACAGAGCUAGAAUAUCUUACCGAUAUCUACGAUGCUGGAGUCAACGAAGGAGUGAUUGAUCCUAAAAAAUAUAGUUUCGAAGCCUUUGAGAGAGACGAGCGAGGGAUGUUUAGAUACAUUUAUGACGAAUAUAAAUCAAUGAAUGGGACUGUACCGCUUGAUUAUAAAGAAUGGCUGUUCCUAAACAACUUCGGUCUCUUCCACGACACUAAGGAGUCCAUGUUCGCGAGGAAGAUGACCAAACGUAGCGUGCACGACAACAAGAGAGAGUUCGUGAACACUGUGAAGAAAGGAGAUAUCCUUAUUACUGGUCAAGGUAUCGGAGGCCUUGUGGGUCACGCUGCAAUUAUGACGUCAGAUUACUGGGUGCUGGAGAUGCCCGGAGGCAGCGGGUGGGCGAACGGCAUUCCAGACAACAACCGCCAAGUUCCCAAAGAUAGAUGGUUUGACAUGCACGCUUCGGACUGGACUACUGUGUACCGCUGCCCUGACGCUGACACAGCGAGGAUGGCGGCAGGCUGGGCGGACCGUAACUACUACAGCCCCACAGGAGGAGAGAAGAAGUUGAAGCAUAUCACGUACAAACUCACAACCGACAUCUGGUCUACUAACCCCAGUUACUGCUCCAAGCUCGUUAUCCAUGCGUACUAUUUCGGUACAGGAGCAAGGAAGGUCAUCAAAGACCUGUCUUUAAUUGGAAGGUUGAUUGUUCCUUCCACUAUUCCUUCGUAUUUCCUAAGACCGUAUAGUUUGGUUAACAAGGGCAAAUAUUAAUUUCAUUCCGUUAAUUUCAAUAUUGUCUUGCAUUUAUUUUUUAAACUAAGUAAUAAUGUGUUCAUAUUUGCCAAUAGUAUUAUAAAUAUAGUAGGAAAAUGUAUUAAAUUAUCAAUACGUCAAUAAAGAUAUAUUGCAAUGUUAU